GUUUGAAAUAUCGACAGUUCGAUUAAACCGCAGGAACCGGCUGUGGUGUCAGUCACCAGCGGAGCAUCGAUCUCAUCACAUUUCAUCUCUCUUUCUCUCCCUCCCUUCCUGUCUCUUUUUCUUCCCCCUCUCUCUCUCUCUCUCUCUCUCUCUCUCACACACACACACACACACACACACACACACACACACACACACACGUAAGUGAGCGAAAGCGAAAGGGAACGGGCAGCAGUCUCCCUCCUGCUUUUCUUAAUCCGUGGCCGCAGCGAGAGGGAGGGAGAGAGGGAGAGAGAGAGAGAGAGAGCGCGAGAGAGAGAGAGCGCGAGCGAGAGAGAGAGAGAGAGAGAGAGGAGGAGAAUAGUGAAUAGCUCCCCGCAUCAUUCCAGAUGGCUGCCUUUGAAUCAGCAGCGGGCAGGGAUGGGAGCAGGCUCGCCGCUUCAGCCACUUGAUUCUCCUUCGCUCUGAGCCCGCUGCUCCGGGGAGAGAGAGAGAGCGAGAGAGAGAGAGGCAGGCCAGGCGCGGAGGUGUCCCCGGCCGGAAGCGCUUCACACUCGGCUUGGGGUUGGAGGAAGUUUCCGUUGGAAUUUCAGGACCAUGGAUGGGGCUCUAUCCUGCUCGGACUUGUGAAGCUCAAGCACGUUUUGCCACUUUCUUGUCCUCUUUUUCAGUGAAAAUAAUACAAAAACUCUGAGCACACAGACAGGCUUCCUUCUUUAAUGCAAAAUCAGGACUGUUAGCCCUCACAGUGCGAUGGUCACAUGACUGCAGCAUGACCGCCAGUCAGCCGAUCCACUGCUUCAGCUUGGCUUAGUGACCAAUCAGAGACCCCUUUCCACACAUGUGCGGCAUUUGCCAUGAAUCUGGCUGUGAAGCUGCGGAGGAACCUGAGGAGGCUGGUUAUCCUCCUCGCCACCUUCUGCAUGGUCAGUGUCAUCAUCUCCGCCUACUAUCUCUACGCAGGCUCUGCCCAGGAGCUGGACCUUGCGGACCGCGGCAUCGGCUCAGACUGCGAUGACCUACGGGCGCUCCCUUUUAGGCAAGUUGAGCCCCGGACGCCUAAGCCCAUGGACCCAUCGAGGAAGGACCCUGUGGUUCUGGUGUUUGUGGAGAGCCAGUACUCCCAGUUGGGGCAGGACAUCAUCGCCAUUCUGGAAUCUAACCAGUUCCGCUACCAUGCUGAGAUUGCCCCAUGGAAGGGUGACAUUCCGCCGCUGACCCACAAGGGCCGUGGUCGCUACGCGCUGGUCAUCUAUGAGAACGCACUUAAGUAUGCUGGGAUGGAUGCGUGGAACCGGGACUUGCUAGACAAGUACUGCGUGGAGUACAGUGUGGGUGUGAUCGCCUUCCACCGUGCUAGUGAGAACUCCCAGCCCACCUUGCACCUCAAGGGCUUUCCGCUCACGCUGCGGACCAAUGUAGCACUGCGCGAUUGUUGCGUCAACCCUCGCUCACCUCUGCUGUAUGUCACGCGAGCAGAGGUGGACCGUGGACCACUUCCAGGCGAGGACUGGACCGUGUUCCAGUCAAACCACUCAACUUAUGAGCCUGUACUGCUGGCUAAGCCGCGGCCCAGCUCAGACGAUGCUAACAAGCAGAAUCAGGCAGGGCUGCAUGGGGUUCAGGCCACGGUGGUGCAGGACUUGGGACUCUAUGACGGGGUGCAGAGGGUGUUGUUCGGGCAAGGCCUGGGCUACUGGCUGCAUAGACUCAUACUGGUGGACGCCAUCGCAUACCUCACAGGCAGGAAACUGUCACGUUCGCUGGAGCGCUACAUCCUGGUGGACAUUGACGAUAUCUUUGUUGGGAAGAAAGGCACGAGGAUGAACGUGGACGAUGUGAAGGCUCUUCUGGAGACACAGAACAUGCUGCGGACUCAGAUCUCAAACUUCACCUUCAAUCUGGGCUUCUCGGGGAAGUUUUUCCACACAGGCACGCAGGAGGAAGAUGAAGGGGAUGAUCUCCUGUUGAAGUACGUGGAUGAGUUCUGGUGGUUUCCUCACAUGUGGAGUCACAUGCAACCUCAUCUAUUCCACAACGAGUCGUCACUGAUGGAGCAGAUGAUUCUCAACAAGGACUUUGCACUGGAACAUGGUAUUCCUGUGGAUAUGGGUUAUGCAGUAGCCCCCCACCAUUCUGGAGUGUAUCCCGUCCAUAUGCAGCUGUAUGAAGCGUGGAAGAGAGCGUGGGGGAUCAGAGUGACCAGCACUGAAGAAUAUCCACAUCUCAAGCCUGCCCGCUACCGCAAAGGCUUCAUCCACAAUGACAUCAUGGUGCUGCCGCGUCAGACGUGUGGUUUGUUCACACACACCAUCUUCUAUAAGGAAUACCCUGGAGGUCCGAAAGAGUUGGACAAGAGUAUCCGAGGAGGAGAACUCUUUCUGACUGUCCUGCUCAACCCUAUCAGUAUCUUCAUGACUCAUCUGUCUAACUAUGGAAAUGACCGUUUGGGUCUGUACACGUUCGUCAACCUGGCCAACUUCUUGAAAUGCUGGACCAACCUGAGACUGCACACGCUCCCCCCUCUACAGCUCGCCCAUUAUUACUUCACACUCUUUCCCGAGCAGAGGAACCCACUCUGGCAGAACCCAUGUGAUGACAAGCGACACAAGGACAUCUGGUCUAAAGAGAAGACGUGCGACAGACUCCCAAAGUUUAUGGUGGUUGGACCUCAGAAAACUGGCACCACAGCGCUCUACCUCUUCCUCCUCAUGCAUCCCUCCAUCUCCAGCAGCUUUCCCAGCUCCAAAACGUUUGAGGAGGUGCAGUUCUUCAACACCAACAACUACCACAAAGGCAUCGACUGGUACAUGGAGUUUUUCCCCGUGCCAUCCAACGUCAGCACAGACUUCCUGUUUGAGAAAAGCGCCAACUACUUUCCCUCAGAGGACACGCCCAAAAGAGCCGCCGCGCUGCUGCCCAAAGCCAAGAUUCUCACUCUGCUUAUCAACCCUUCCGACAGAGCCUACAGCUGGUACCAGCACCAGAGAGCUCACGAAGACCAAGUGGCACUGCGCUUCAGUUUCUAUGAGGUGAUUUCAGCCAAUCAGCAUGCUCCUGCUGAGCUGCGCUCACUGCAGAACCGCUGCCUUGUUCCAGGCCUCUACGCCACACAUCUGGAGAGAUGGCUCACUUACUACCCACCCAGCCAGCUUAUGAUAAUUGAUGGUCAGCAGCUGCGGAAUGACCCUGCAGCUGUGAUGGACGAGGUGCAGAAGUUUCUGGGCGUUUCUCCAUACUUCAACUACUCCCAGGCUCUCACAUUUGAUCCUCAGAAGGGCUUUUGGUGUCAGUUGCUGGACGGAGGCAGAACCAAGUGUUUGGGUAAAAGCAAAGGCCGCAGAUACCCCCCGAUGGACGCAGAGUCUCGUGCAUUUCUCUCUCGCUUCUACAGAGAUCAUAACAUAGAGCUGUCAAAGCUUCUCCACAGGCUGGGUCAACCUCUCCCUGCAUGGCUCCGUGAGGAACUCCAGAAAGUCAGGUAGCACUAACCACAUGCCUCGACCCUUCCUGCUGCUCUGGGGGUCAGAGGUCAAGGAAUCAUGACUCCAAAGGACUCCGAGCACCUGGACAGAGUUCACCUGGAUGCUGAAGGGGGUGGAGAAUGAAAACAUAGCCACCAAUCAGCACGGAUGCUGGCCUGUAAGCCCUCGAGCGGGUGUGCAAAAAUGCCACGACAGCAUGGACACGGGAACAUAUUCAGAGUGACUGCAUCAAACCUCAAACAUCAAAACAGCUUCGCACACACACACGCACACACACACACACACACACACACACAAACUGCCCACCUCCAUCCUCCAUGCAGAGUAUUCGGAUUCUCCUGAAGACCUCAUGUAGCUGGAUCAGCUGAUCAGGGCCUGAAUUAAAGUGAUAGUUCAGUGACAAAUCUAAUUUGCACAGUUCACCCAGAACGUAGUGAUCAGCUCAUGAUAUGUUCGGUGUCUGAAGUUUCCUUCUUUAGUUUUGUGCUGGAGCUUCAGGGCUAAUGUAGCUAAAAAGUAAUGAAAACCUUUGUGUAUGAAUUGGCAUUAUGUAAACUGCAGACAUUAUAUUUACAUAUCAGCCUUGAAGAAACAUCGUUCCGUGUCUUAUAGUAGAAAUAACGAUGGGAAACGCAGGCCUGGCAAUAGUGGCGUUUGUGCUUGUGUGGGGGGUGAUAGUGAUUAGCCACUUUUUAUCCUAAAAGUGCUUUGAAUAUGCACUAAUGCAUCUAAUAGUGUGUUUUGUAUUUCGAUUUUGUUGGACAUGAACGGGUAUGUAGGGGUGUCCAGGUGUAUUUCUAAGGAUCAAGUAAGGAUCAAAUAAGCAUAAAACAUUUCAAACCUUUGUUUACUUCACUGUCAUAAGCGGUUAUUAUUCACAACCUGUUGCUGUUAAAUGUCUGUAGCUGUGGUGUUUCUGCUGUUUAAAUGCAAGCAACAUGCCACCAAAACCAUGCACUAAAUAUACUCCUGCCGCGUUUUGCACCCUCGAGUCUCAACCCUUUAAUUUAUUGUGGAAAAGUGUUGGUUCGCUGGCUGCAUGAGUGACUUCUGAUUUAGUGAUGUUGGCAGAAACGUUAGCGCUUUCAGAUGAAAGUGAAAGGUGCUGCUACUGUGCCAUAUGAGGCAACAUGAAAGCUUUGUAUAAUCAACACCCUAUAAGAUGAUCAUUUCACCUUAGAAAACGUAAAUUAAGGCUGUCAGUUCAGACUUCAGUGAUUUCAAUGCAGAACUUGAAAAUAACUUGUAGCCAAAUGGUCAGAUUUGACCACAGUCAAUAUUACUAUAAAAUGGUCAUUUGGAAAAAAAACAUCAGUCCAGAAUGUCAUGCUCCCAAGAAAAUAAAAUGAUUUUACUGUAGUGUUAAUUGACAUAGCAUCUUAUCUGUGAAAACGCAAAUAGCAGAUCAGACUCUGCGAUGGCUGAUACUCAAUAUUAGACAGCUCUGAUCAGAUCAGGGGUCAGAAAGUGAACGGUGAUGUCCCUAAAGCCCUUGUUGAAAACGGAAUCUUCUUGUGUUCCUAAUGCAAAACUGUCAGCCAACCAAAAUAUCCACUUGACAGUUUUCCUGUAGUCAAAACUGUCCGCUGAUAAAGAACUAGAGGACAGGAGAGCUGAAAAAGUCAAACACACUGAAAAGGCUGUGCAUGAAUCAAUCUCAAGGCAUAUAUUCAGGUUUUUUCAAGCAAUAGGUUUAAAUAAAUAUGUAACUUUAAUAUGAUACAUUUAUUAUAACUAUAAUAAUGUAUUCCUAUGCCGUGGAAAUGAUGUUGUCAUGUUGAACAUUAGCCUCAGAACUCCAAUGUAAAACUUAAGAAGUAGACUUCAGACACCACACACGUCUUGGCUGAUUGACUAUGUUUGGGAUAGGGAGAAAACUGUGUGCAUUCGAUUUUUGGUCAAACUCUUGCUGUGGACUCUAGCUCUUUAGGACUAGGGUCGGUCAUAAUGUGAAAGUUUUUAUAGCCGCUGCUGACAGACGUCAUUACUGUUCCAUGCUCAUCCUCAUCGAGCACUAACUGCGACAUUUUAAAAGAAUUACUUUAUUGUUUUCAUCAUUUUUCCUCCUGAGAACCUGCAGUUCAUUUUCUCUCGCACUGACCAUUGCUCAAAUUCUAGAUUUGCACUCAUACAUGAACUCUUUACCAAACAGCUGGUCAAGAUUAGGGAUGGCACUGCAAAGGCAACGCAGUCAGGCUGGACACUGAUUGCGACGAGUCGUCGAUAAGCUGCUAGUUGAUGGAGUGAUGUCACUGGCCGUCCUGAUCAAUACUGUUAAAAGGACUUGAAUGAACACGCGAAUGAAGCGAAAUCAAUUUAUUCUGAAUUAACAGUGAAUUAAACAGCUCGCUGCUGAUCAAAUCCUGAGAACAGUGUGUCUGUGGGCGAGUGAGCGCGCGAGUGGGUGUAUGCUUGUCUAGGUUAGCCAUAGCCGUGCUCAUUUGGCAGGAGCUGAUUGAUUUUUUUGUGUGAAUUUUAUCCUUUUUAUUUUUCUUAUUUGAGAACGUUUGCCUCAUUUCCGAGAGAAAGUGCUUUGGAAAGAUGUACAUAACUAUAAAUAUAUAAAUAUAUAUUAAACACUGGAAAUAUGUUUUAGUAACCAUG
Molecule: messenger RNA, 6089 nt
Organism: Pygocentrus nattereri (red-bellied piranha)
Lineage: Eukaryota; Metazoa; Chordata; Actinopteri; Characiformes; Serrasalmidae
Gene: ndst3
Product: N-deacetylase/N-sulfotransferase (heparan glucosaminyl) 3
Exons: 14
Coding region: 858-3485 (875 amino acids)
Cellular component (GO): Golgi apparatus
Molecular function (GO): heparan sulfate N-sulfotransferase activity; deacetylase activity
Source: RefSeq, a predicted model, not a curated record